Messenger RNA from Trichomycterus rosablanca, 1473 nucleotides. It is a transcript of the gene pkdc, whose product is annotated as protein kinase-like domain containing. The record is from RefSeq and is a predicted model, not a curated record. Bases 69 to 1037 code for a protein of 322 amino acids. NCBI's taxonomy places the organism in Eukaryota, Metazoa, Chordata, Actinopteri, Siluriformes, Trichomycteridae. The transcript has 2 exons.
UGUGACAGUACACGGGCUGGUGUUAAUGGCGCCUAACGUUCACUGAGAGUUGAAACUGCCGAAUAAAAAUGAAGCAGGAGUACCAGGAUCUGAUCCUAGAAGCCACUUCAGCUGCCAGCCUGCAGAUCGGUGGUAAAAUCCAGACCCUGUGGAGCGGUUACGGUCAGAUCGUGCGGGUUCACCUGCAGGGCGGCGAGCGCGAGUCUGUCGUGGUUAAACACGUCGAAUUUCCGAAGGACUGCAGCGACACCGACCUUUCACAUCAGCGCAAAGUUCGGUCCUACCAGGUGGAAACGCACUGGUACCAGAACUACAGCACUAACGAACACUGCCGUAUCCCAGAAUGCCUGGCGGCGCGGUCCUUCGGCGACGAGCAGCUGAUGGUUCUGGAGGAUCUGGACGCCGCCGGAUUCCCGGGCAGAAGGACGAGCGUACGGGAGGCCGAGAUCAAAGCCUGUCUGCGCUGGCUGGCCAACUUCCACGGCCUCUUCCUGGGCAGCCCGGCGCGAGCUCUGUGGCCCGUGGGUACGUACUGGCACUUACAGACGCGGCCCGAUGAGCUGGAGGCCAUGGCGGAUCGAAAACUGAGAGCGGCCGCGCCGGAGAUCGACGCCGUACUGAACCGGUGCCAGUUUAAAACCGUCGUACACGGAGACGCCAAGUUAGCCAACUUCUGCUUCUCUGAGGAUGGCACACGCGUGGCAGCGGUGGAUUUCCAGUACGUAGGUGGCGGCUGCGGUAUGAAGGACGUGAUCUAUUUCCUGGGGAGCUGUCUGGACGAGAGGGAGUGUGAGAAACGUGCUGACCGGUACUUAGACUUUUAUUUUUCAGAGCUGAGAGGGGCGCUGAAGGAGCGGGUGAACUUCAGCGAGCUGGAGAACGAGUGGAGAGAGCUUUAUUCCUUCGCCUGGACCGACUUCCACCGCUUUCUGCUCGGCUGGAUGCCCGGGCAUCACAAAAUCAAUCGAUAUAGCAGGAGGCUCACACAGGAGGUGCUCCAGAAACUCAGACAGAGAUCAGACGGAGCGAAACGUUGAUGAAAGAACUCACAUCACUGUUCUGUAUCACUAACAGGAGGACAAACUGAAUAAAUGUCACACUGUAGUAAAAGUUUGUGAACCUUUCAGAGCAUUAAAGUCUCGCUGGGUGAAAGUUGGGUUAGUGUUUUAUUGUUGUUAUUAUAAAUAAAGUCUUUCUGAACCUGGACAACUGCUCACUGUUGUAAAAGCCAUGAAUUCUGCUCUCCACCACAAAAUCCUGAGGGACAAGAUCUGCUCAUCAGUGUAUGAUCUGGGUUUUCUACAAGGACAAAGAUCCAAAGCACCAGAACCAAGAUCACCAUUAAAUGGCUCAGACGAAGGUUUCAGAUCGGCCUAGUGGAAGUCCUGACUGAACCCUAAACUGAGAGUUCAUGUCUGAAAGUCCAUGAUGGAAGAUUUUCUUCUCUAAAUAAAUUUAAUGAUCAGAGAACAA